CACCGGAAGCGGUACCGUGGGAAGCCCGCGGGGUGGCGGAGACGUGUCUGUCUGUGAGGUGCUGGACUCUCGGCUGAGAAGGAGGUGGCUGAGUACCUCUUCACGUAACCCUCGCGGGUCAAGCCGGUCGAUCAGCGUGGGGCGGCGGCGGCGGCGGCGAAAGCCCGGGCUGGGAGCUUUGGCUGCCGGGGUCCCAGACAUGGCCGAGACUGUAGAGCGGCUGCAGCAGCGGGUGCAAGAACUGGAGCAGGAACUGGCCCAGGAGAGGAGUCUGCGGGCCGUGGGGGGCGGAGACGGAGGGGGUGGCCGGGCCCGCAUUGAGAAGAUGAGCUCGGAGGUGGUGGACUCCAACCCCUACAGCCGCCUGAUGGCAUUGAAACGAAUGGGAAUUGUAAAUGACUAUGAGAAAAUCCGUACUUUUGCUGUAGCAAUAGUAGGUGUUGGUGGAGUUGGUAGUGUGACUGCUGAAAUGCUGACAAGAUGUGGCAUUGGUAAGUUACUCCUCUUUGACUAUGACAAGGUGGAACUGGCCAAUAUGAAUAGACUUUUCUUCCAACCUCAUCAAGCAGGAUUAAGUAAAGUUCAAGCAGCUGAACAUACUUUGAGAAACAUUAAUCCUGAUGUUCUUUUUGAAGUACACAACUACAAUAUCACCACAGUGGAAAAUUUUCAACAUUUCAUGGAAAGAAUAAGUAAUGGUGGGUUAGAAGAGGGAAAACCUGUUGACUUGGUUCUUAGCUGUGUGGACAAUUUUGAAGCUCGAAUGACAAUAAAUACAGCUUGUAAUGAACUUGGACAAACAUGGAUGGAAUCUGGAGUCAGUGAAAAUGCAGUUUCAGGGCAUAUACAGCUCAUAAUUCCUGGAGAAUCUGCUUGUUUUGCGUGUGCUCCACCACUUGUUGUUGCUGCAAAUAUUGAUGAAAAGACUCUGAAACGAGAAGGUGUUUGUGCAGCCAGCCUUCCUACCACGAUGGGAGUGGUGGCUGGAAUCUUGGUACAAAAUGUGUUAAAGUUUCUGUUAAAUUUUGGUACUGUUAGUUUUUACCUUGGAUAUAAUGCCAUGCAGGAUUUCUUUCCUACUAUGUCCAUGAAGCCAAAUCCUCAGUGUGAUGAUAGAAAUUGCAGGAAGCAACAAGAAGAAUAUAAGAAAAAGGUGGCAGCACUACCCAAACAGGAGGUUGUUCAAGAAGAGGAAGAGAUAAUACAUGAAGAUAAUGAGUGGGGUAUUGAGUUGGUAUCUGAGGUUUCAGAAGAAGAACUGAAGAAUUCUUUGGGUCCAGUUCCUGACUUACCUGAAGGAAUUACAGUGGCAUAUACAAUUCCAAAAAAGCAAGAAGAUUCUGUACCAGAGGUGACUGUGGAAGAUUCUGGUGAAAGCUUGGAAGACCUCAUGGCCAAGAUGAAGAAUAUGUAGAUAACAGACUGGCACAUAUUUUAUUUCCUAUGUUUAAGCGUAUUCCCUUGCAGUUAAAAAAAAAUUUAAAACUGAUAAAACUUAGGAUAACAUCAAUUGAUGAUACAUUUUUACUGAAUUGUUAACACUUUUAAUUAUACUUUGUUUUUUGAUGCCCUGCUCAACCAAAUCAAUCUCUCCUAAAACUCAUGUUCCAUUCUAGUAGGUAAACUUCAAAGUAUUAUUGCAGGUUUUUAAAAAUUCUGUUGAAAACUUAGUGAGAUGUUUUGCCUGAAUUUUUGGAGGGGUGGAAGGUGGGCGGGCCUGAGAUGGGACCAAUCUGAUACACUAUUCCUCAUUUUUCCAGUAACCCCUUAUGGUGUGUUGCCUGAGGAACAUGGACAAUAAAGUAGUAUGUGAUCCUCAAAUGCAGGAUGAGAAGGUUAGAAAUAUAAUCUAUUAAUUAAAUCUAGCAAGCAUCUACUCAUUAUGUUUGGAAUUGCUGUCUAUAAGAAAACUGCCCACUGCUACUAACUUGACGUACAAUGAAUUUAAAAUCAGCCUAUCAAAGACAGCUUCCCAAAGGUUUCUUGACGAAAUACAGGCUAAAAUGUAGUUACUGGAAAAGUUUGUAAGCCUGUGAAUUAUAUAUUUGAAACAAAGACAAUAAGCACAAAUAAAAGAAAAGCUGUCCUUAUGGAAAGACAGAUAAAGGUAUUUUCAGAAAAUGCAAGUUAUAUUUUAUUCUGCACUGACCAAGGAAAAGAAAUAAUUUCAUCUGUGGAUCGUAUAUUGGAGUCACUGUACUUUAUUGGAGAGCAAGAGGUAUAAAAUUUAGGCUCUUAAGAUCAUCCAGAUCAUGCCCAUCACACAAGCUACCUUCUGAAUAUUUUACUUCAUUUAAAUUUGAUUUCCUAAGUAGAUGUUGGCAAGUGUUGAAUGGUGGGCAUAAAAGAAGAGGCGUAAAUUGCCUCUGCAAUGACUGACAUGUAUUUUUUCUCUAGAGGAGUAUGAUUUCCUUUGAUCGUUGACCAGAAAACCAGAGUUGCAUACAAAUAAGGAAGGCUUGGAGAGCCUUGACUGAAAUAAAUUCCUAAAGGUUUGGAGACCAACAAAUAAUCUGCAGGUAUAGUGAUUACCAAUAGGCUAUUUCUAUGCUAACUCCUAUUUUGAUGGUUUUUGCUUUGAAGAAGAUACAAACAUCUAAAUUGUAUCUCUGGGGGAAAAAUGUUAAUAAAAAAUUAAAAGUACAAUACCCCACUUGUAAAAUAAAGUUCUAAAAACGAAUCAGAAUGCUCCAAACAUCAAAUGUGUUCAAUAUAUAGUUUUGAGGUUAUCAGACCACAUUGUUGCGAUUCUUACGUUUACCAUGAAGUCAGGAAAAUAGGUGGACAGUUUGUUCUACCUUUGAAAAUUACUUAUUUGCCAUUUCUUUAAACCUUAGUUACCUUCAUCUGUGAAAUAGUUUUUCUAUUUACAGAAUUUGUAGGUUUAUAGAAAAAAUCAUGCAGAAAAUAGUUUCCAUAUACCCAUUAUUAACAUUUUGCAUUAGUGUGGCACCCUUGCUACAAUCAAUGAGAGACACUAUUGUAAUUAUAAUAUUAAAUAUAGUCCAGUCUACACUGGGGUUCACUGUGUGGUACAGUCCGAUGGUGGUUUUAUUUUAUUUAUUGAUUUUUUUGUUUUAUUUUAAUAUAUAAUGUUUAUACUAGUUAUAUAUACACCACCCAAAAUUUCCCCUUUAACCACAUUCUGAUGUAUAAGUCAGUGGUGUUAAUUACAUUUACAAUGUUUUGCUACCAUCACCACCAUCUACUACCAUACUUUUCCGCCACCCCAAACAGAAAUUUUGUAUCAGUUAAGCAUUAACUUCCCAUUCCCUACCCUUACCUUAGCCCCUGGUAAUUGUAUUCUAGCUUCUGACUAUGAAUUUGCUUAUUCUAAUUAUUUCAUUAUCUGAAAAUCAUACAGUAUUUGUCCUGUGUUUGGUUUAUUUCAUUCAAUAUGAUGUCUUCAGGGUUCAUUUGUGUUGCUGCAUGUAGCAGAAUUUUGCUCCUUUUCACAGUAGAACAGUCCAUUGUAUGUACAUACCACAUUUUGUUUAUCCAUUCAUCUGCUGAUGGACACUUGGGUUGCUUGCAUCUUUUGGCAACUGUGAAAAAGGUCGCUAAGAACAUUGCUGUACAAAUACCUUUUUGAGUCCCUGCUUUCUUUUGGGUAUAUUCCUGGAAGUGGGAUUGCUGUGUCAUAUGGUAGGGAAUAGAGUUAAGGCUUAAAAUGUACAGAGUUUCUAUUUGGG
Messenger RNA from Choloepus didactylus (southern two-toed sloth), 3692 nucleotides. RefSeq names its product ubiquitin like modifier activating enzyme 5 (gene UBA5). The coding region runs from base 200 to 1414 and encodes 404 amino acids. The transcript is spliced from 12 exons. Lineage: Eukaryota; Metazoa; Chordata; Mammalia; Pilosa; Megalonychidae. Gene Ontology annotation, molecular function: UFM1 activating enzyme activity. Gene Ontology annotation, cellular component: cytoplasm; cytosol. Gene Ontology annotation, biological process: protein ufmylation. The record is from RefSeq and is a predicted model, not a curated record.